UUUCACAGCUGGCAACCCAUAAAAAUCAACAUUUCAUUUGUUAAGUUUCAUAAUUCCGGAAUGAAGUAUCGCAUUCCAAUAAUACGAAAUGCAUCGGAUUUCGUAUACUUUCUAAUAAUAAGCGUACUUCUGCCCAUCGUACUGCUUUUCGAUGUCAUUGUUGUGCUGCCAGAAAUCCAUGAACCGGACUCUUUCCCAUACGAUUUUACAAUUAUAAUGGCCCUGUUGAUAUAUUUCAACAUACAUGGCAAUAUGAUAGCCUGUAUGAUAAUUGCCACCAGCGUUAAAUUUGAGACUGUGAGAGAACCUUCAGCAGCGGAUGCCGAACGUUUGGAGUGGCGUCAUUGCAAGACUUGCGAUCGAUUUGCACCGCCCAGAUCAUGGCAUUGUCGAUAUUGUGGUGUUUGUAUUCUCAAGCGAGAUCAUCACUGUGGCUUCAUGGGCUGUUGCAUUGGCCAUCACAAUCAUCGCUAUUUUGUGUGCUUCGUUUUCUAUCUGUUUGUUGGUGCGAUUUACGCAUUGGUCUACAAUACGCUGUACAUAGUUGUGUUCACUGAUGGCGUCGCCAACUGCUGGAAAAAUGCGCUAGUCGUACGCUUUCCAGCGCACAUACCCAGCUGCAGUUUCUGGGUUAAUGUACAGAUCAUAAUCUUUGGCCUGAACAUAUUCACACUGAUCUGUGCGAGUAUGGCAUUGAUUCAACAAGUAUCCAUUGUGUUACGUGGUGCGGUAAGUGCUGAAUGUGGUCGUCAUCCCAAAUACAAUUGCGGAAUCUACCACAAUUUGAGAAGUGUUUUCGGCGUGCGAAUGCAUCUGGCUUGGAUAUGUCCCCUAAUCGAAAGCCGAUUGCCAAGCGACGGUUAUAGCUGGAAAUGCAUUUCUAAUAAGGACCUAAAAUAAACAGAUCAGUUUUAGUCAACAGAAAAAUAAAAUUGAAAGCUUAGUUCUAAAAAAAUUGUCUUAGCCAGUUGGUACUUCGAAAAUGAAGAAUAAAUUUAUAUAGAUAUCAACCCUUACCUAUUUGAAAAUAAACAACAAGAUUUCA
Molecule: messenger RNA, 1045 nt
Organism: Drosophila grimshawi
Lineage: Eukaryota; Metazoa; Arthropoda; Insecta; Diptera; Drosophilidae
Product: probable palmitoyltransferase ZDHHC24
Exons: 2
Coding region: 61-900 (279 amino acids)
Molecular function (GO): palmitoyltransferase activity
Source: RefSeq, a predicted model, not a curated record